Messenger RNA from Chaetomium strumarium, 1118 nucleotides. RefSeq names its product Isochorismatase-like protein. The transcript has 3 exons. The record is from RefSeq and is a predicted model, not a curated record. Lineage: Eukaryota; Fungi; Ascomycota; Sordariomycetes; Sordariales; Chaetomiaceae. Bases 342 to 992 code for a protein of 216 amino acids.
UGCUCCAGCAGCCUCCCCCGUGAACCCUGUUGUCGCUGGAACCGUUCCAGGUUCCCCACGAGUCCACAUCCCGAGACCCGAAAGCUCGGCUUCCAUGCCGGUGGGAAUGCGGGGUACAGUCGGCUUAUUCCCCGGCUGCCGCCGAUCCGCUUGCCCGCCACAACAUCUCCUGCCUUGAGAGAAGAGUUAGACUCGAGAUCCAAGCUACUGUGAGAAGUCGCCUCAUCAGAACAUUAUCCCCGGACGAACAGUCAAACUUGCUCUUUUGAGGGAAUACUACUGGAUCCAACACUAUCCAUCCCCAUUCUUCACAUCCGACGGAAACGUUUAUAUUGUCCGUCAUGGCUGCCCCUACCCCUGAGCGCCGGUUGAAGAACCCAGCUAUCUUCAUAUGCGACAUACAAGAGAAAUUCCGCCCCGCCAUCUUCGAAUUCGACAAGGUGAUCCUCACGGCGCGCAAGCUGCUCCGCGCCGCCACCGACCUGCAGAUCCCCGUCUUCGUGACGACGCAGAACCGCGCCCGCCUGGGCGACACCGUCGCGGAGCUGCAAGACCUCCUCGCCGCGGCGGGACCCCUCGUCAAGGCCGACGUCGACAAGACCCGCUUCAGCAUGUGGCUGCCCGAAGUCGCGUCCCACCCGCAUUUCACUUCGUCUUCGUCGCCGAACACAAGCAGCAGCAGCAGCGAGGUGGCGAUCGUGGGGAUCGAGUCGCACAUCUGCGUCACCCAGACGGCACUGGACCUGCUGCAGGCGGGCCACCGGGUGUAUGUGUUGGCCGACGGGGUCAGCAGCUCCAACCGGGAGGAGGUCGGGGUCGCGCUGGCGCGGCUGCGGCAGGCCGGCGCCGUGGUCACGACGAGCGAGAGCUGGAUCUACGAGUGCAUGGGCGACGCCGGGAUUCCGGAGUUCAGGGGGAUGGUGAAGGUUGUGAAGGAGACCAUGGGGGAUACGAGGGCUGCGCUGCAGGCUUUGUUGGGGAGUAAGAUUUAAGUGGGAGAUACCAGGUUAACCGAGGCGACGGAUCAUUCCUACCUAGGCAGAGACGGCAAGCAUGAGCGAAAUUAUGGCUAAAGCUUUGAGCCCUUCGUUGGUUUUGUUUUUGGCUAUUUUGUAAAA